AUGGAAACUAAGGUGGGACGCGAUCAUGCUGAGCGUCUUCGGAUCAAGAUUGGAUUUGAGGGGUUAUUUUAUGUUGAUAGCAGUGGUUCCAGAGGACUAAGUGGUGGUUUAGCGUUGUUCUGGAGGAAGAAUAAUACAGCAAGGCUCCUCAGUUACUCAAAGAAUUAUGUGGAUAUUGAGGUAACUAUAACCGGCUUCCCGAAGUGGCGUAUGACGUGUUAUUAUGGUUUCUCGGAACGAACCAGACGUUCUGAGUCAUGGGACCUUUUGAGGGCAUUAUCAACUAGAUCCGGCCUUCCAUGGAUCGUAGUGGGAGACUUCAAUGAUCUAUUAUUUCAGUAUGAGAAAAGAGGGGGAAAUCCACAUCCGAAUAGCCUCCUUCGCGGUUUUGGGGAUACUAUUGGGGACUGUGGUUUGACUCAAAUGCCAAUGGAGGGCUAUCCGUACACAUGGGAGAAGGGGAAGGGAACAGUUGAUUGGAUUGAGGAGAGACUUGAUAAAGUCCUGGCAACAGAUGAGUGGCGUAGUAUGGUAACAAUGGCCAGGGUGGUGAACUUGAGAACCCGAAAAUCUGAUCAUUCGGCUAUCUAUCUGGGUAUCCAUGAAUCCUUAGGGACGAAUGGAACAAGAAGGAGGGGAUUCCGUUUUGAGGCAGCGUGGUUAUAUGAGGAGGGGUGUAGAGGGAUAGUCGAGCAGGCAUGGCAGGAAGGAAGGGGACAGGGUCUGCAGCAUUGUAUUGAAUACUGUGGUAGUCGAUUAACACGAUGGGGUGGAGAUCGGCACCAUAAGAGUAUGGAGGAUGCCUACUGGAGGCAGAGGGCCAAGCAACACUGGCUCAAGGAGGCCGAUGCCAAUACCAAGUUCUUUCACAGGUACGCCUCUCAUCGUAAAAAGAAGAAUACUAUUGUCAGACUAAUGAAUGAUAAUGGGGAUUGGGUGGAAGGGGAACCCAUGAAUAAUGUUAUUUUGGAAUAUUUCAAUCGUAUUUUUUGCUCUGAAAAUCCGGGAUCUGGGGAGAGUUUUUUUGAGGGAAUUGUUCCGCGGGUCACUCAGGCACAGAAUGAGUUGUUGUUACGGCCUUUUGAAUUUGAUGAAGUUAAAUCGGCCCUGUUUGCAAUGUUUCCUGAUAAGGCACCGGGCCCGGAUGGAAUGAACCCGGGGUUCUAUCAACAUUUUUGGGAUGUGGUAGGGGGGGAUGUUGCGACUUUUGUCAUGGGAUGUCUUAACUCACGCAAUCUACCACCUAGCUUAAACAGUACAGAUAUUAUUUUGAUCCCAAAGAAAAAGACCCCUGAGCUAGUAACUGACUUGCGUCUUAUAGCCCUCAGUAAUGUGAUCUAUAGGAUUAUGGCAAAGAUGAUAACAAAUAGAAUGAAACCGCUGAUGGAAGGAGUCAUAUCGGAAUCGCAGAGUGCCUUUAUUCCAGAUAGGCUUAUAACUGAUAAUAUUUUGGUAGCAGCGGAGGUGGGUCAUUUUUUGAACAGGAAACAGUGUGGCAUGGUGGGGUGGAGUGCUCUGAAGCUUGAUAUGGCAAAGGCCUAUGACCGGAUGGAGUGGCCUUUCCUGGAAAAAAUGAUGUUGGCUUUGGGUUUUGAUGUUGGAUGGGUGCAGUUAAUCAUGAAUUGUGUAUCUACAGUCUCGUAUAAUUUAUUGGUGAAUGGCUCUAGGAGUGAACCUAUUUUACCCACACGUGGUUUAAGGCAGGGAGACCCAUUAUCUCCUUAUCUUUUUAUUAUUUGUGCAGAGGGCCUUUCUUUGUUAUUACAGCAGGCUCACAAUAGGGGUUUGAUCCAUGGAUGCAGAGUGGCAAGAGGUGCUCCCCCAAUCUCUCACUUGUUUUUCGCUGAUGAUAGCCUUCUGUUUUUUAAAGCCAAUGUUCAAGAGGCCAGUGAGAUCAAAAGGUGUCUAUCAGUCUAUGAGGAUUUAUCUGGGCAAGUGGUUAAUUACCACAAGUCAAGCAUAUGUUAUAGUAGGAACACGAGUAACGCAAGUAAGGAAGUGGUGGCGCAAGUUCUAGGAGUUGGCCAGGCUCCUAAUUUUGGCAAGUAUUUGGGACUCCCCUCAUUUGUAGGGAGAAACAAAAAGGCAGCUUUUGCAUAUAUAGAGGAUAAAAUCCGGCUAAGAAUUGGGUCAUGGAAUAAGAGACGGAUACAUUGGAAGGCUUGGGACAAACUGUCUGUUCCUAAGAAAUAUGGGGGUUUGGGAUUCAAGGAAUUGCGUGCUUUUAACCUGGCUAUGUUGGGAAAACAGGCGUGGCGAAUGCUUACUAAACCUGAGUCCUUGGUAGCUCGUAUAUAUAAAGCACGGUAUUAUGCCAAAGGCUCAUUUUUUGAUGCACAAGUGGGAAAUAAUCCUAGUUUCUGCUGGCGGAGUAUUAUGGCAGCCAAGAGUAUCAUUUGUAGUGGGGUAAGACGGAGGAUUGGAAAUGGGGAAUCUACACUCAUAUGGACCCAUCCUUGGUUACAGGACGACCAAGACCCCAUGAUACAAACAGAGAUGCCAGUACAGUUACAGGAUGCUAAGGUGGUGAGAUUGAUUGAUCAACAAACACGGACUUGGGAUCUUUCAAUUUUAACUGAUCUUUUUCAUCCUAGUGAUGUGGCAAAUAUUCUUAAAAUACCAGUUUCUCCGGAUUAUGAUGAUACUUGGUAUUGGCCUGGGGACCCGAGAGGAGUUUAUUCUGUAAAGGGCGGAUACAGAUUAAUAGUUGGUAAUUAUGGGAAUGAGAAUGGGACCUUUACAAAGUGGUUAACCUUGUGGAAACUCAAAAUACCCCCAAAAUGGAGAAUGUUCCUAUGGAGAGCCAUUUGUGAUAUACUGCCUACCACUUCUAACUUGCUUAUAAAGAGGGUAGAAGUAAACCCAUAUUGUGCCAUGUGUGGAUCAUCUCAAGAGGACACUAUGCAUGCUUUAGUGUUAUGUGAAUUUGCAAAGAACAUUUGGGACCGAUCCAACCUUCCAAUCCCCAAUAUUAUAACGAAUAUUUUUCAUAUUUGGUUUGGUGAGCUCCUAAAUGUUUUAGAUUUUGAUGGGAUGUUAUAUGCAGCAUCAAUCCUCUACAAUAUUUGGAGAGCACGGAACGGGGCGGUUUGGAAUGCUCUAUUACCACGGCCACAAUCUUUGUUGGCAGCAGCGAAUUCGGCAUUGCAUGCAUGGAGAAGGGCAAACCCGCCAGCAGUCCAAAACCACGUACCACUGCCUGCAACGCAAUCUCAACAUCUUGGCUCUCAUGCACCACUCGGACCUCACGGUAUUGUACAGGAAGAGCCACCUCGGAGGCUAUGUCGCAUCGACGCGGGGUUUAUACACAAUACGGGCAAGGCUACGGUUGGGGCAAUCCUCGUAGACAUGAAUGGAGGGUAUGUCGCGGCCUUCAGUGCACCCCUCCCGGAUUCUUUCUCACCACUUAUGGCCGAGGCAUUGGCAUGCAAGGAGGCUUUGUCAUGGUUAAAGGAUCGAGGGGAACAGAACAUCGAAAUAUAUACAGAUUGUUUAAUGCUACAGCGUUAUCUUACUACACCGUCUACUACGUUUCGCACUUACGUCGGCUAUGCCAUUGACGCCUGCAGAGCAGCUACAACUUAUUUUCAGUCUUGUUCUUUCCAUUUUAUUUCUAGACUAGACAAUUUUAUAGCUCAUGCCUUAGCUACUUCAGCAUAUCAGCAAUCGGCUGCUAUAUUUAUGAUUGCUAAAGAAAAAACAUAA
Molecule: messenger RNA, 3705 nt
Organism: Ipomoea nil (Japanese morning glory)
Lineage: Eukaryota; Viridiplantae; Streptophyta; Magnoliopsida; Solanales; Convolvulaceae
Exons: 4
Coding region: 1-3705 (1234 amino acids)
Molecular function (GO): RNA-DNA hybrid ribonuclease activity; nucleic acid binding
Source: RefSeq, a predicted model, not a curated record